UACAUAAACUUUCGAUCAGUCUUCCACGGUAUAAAUUUACCCACGAAAUUUCGAGUGUUUUGAUAUAAACUGACAGUUUUAUUUCUUUGUGUUGCUCAUCAGUAUUUUUGUUAGUUAAUGGAUAAUAGUUUUGGCUUGAAUAUUGUACUUCACAAGAGAUAUAUCUAGGUCAUACUUUCUCAACUGUUGUGUUAGCAAGACUACUUGAGGGCUGCUGCAGUAACCUGUUACGUUGAGACUCACUCAUAUCUGAAGAACGCAAUGCUGUCUUCUGACUCAGAGAGCGAGCUCGAGCCACCCAGUAAGAAACAAAAGAUAGAAAUGAAUGGACGGCAAAAACUUGAAACACCUAAGCGAACUGUCAGAAAGGGUAGGCCAGCCAAGCAGAGAAACCAAGAAAAUUGCGAAGUAAAGAUAGAACCAUCUGAUGAAUCCAAAAUUAAAGUGAAACAGGAAAUGGAAGAUAACACUGAUGAUGAGAAAAAGGAUUUUUCUCCAUCUAAUGGAGACUUCUCAGAAUAUGAACGUCAAAUACAGAAGAAUCUAGAAGCCAGAGCAAAGUUCAUGACUUCUUUAGAUAUAUUUUCUGCAAAGGAAAACCUUUUGGAACUUAGUCCCAAGACUCCAAAAUCAGUCAAAAAGGAGUACAGAGGGAUUGCAAGAGAACGAAAAACUCCUCCAGAGCCGCAAGAAAUCCGCAGAAGUCUGAGGCAACGAAACAUGACUCCAGAUGGAGCCAAUUUACCCUUGCCUUCAGAUAGGGAAGUGGCCAAAGCAGAAUCUCAGUACGUGGAAGAAAGACCACGACCUUCUCCAGGUCCAGCUCCACUGAUAGAUUACUAUGAAAAGAGUCAUAAAGAGGAAUGUGAAAUAACCGUGAGUGACAUAGCAAAGAUAUCUCAAAGUGCAGGAAAAAGCUCUGUAUGGUCUGGCAGCUUGACAAGUGUAAUGAAGAUCUUGAAGGGAAUGAAGAUUGAUGAGAAUCAUGUAGCAAAAGUUACACCACAACGUACAUUUUCCAUCCAACUCCAUCCGUCAGAACACAAGACACUUCUCCUUAUCGGUGCUAAAUGGGGAGAACUUGGUGUGUGGGACGUUGAAAGAAAAGAUAGUACCGAUGGAGCUUACUAUUUCAACAUACACAGUAGACCUAUUAAUUGCUUAACUGUUCAAAAAUCAAAACCAGAGCAUGUUUACACUACCAGCUAUGAUGGAAGUCUUCGAAGAACUGAUUUAUCUUCAGGAAUAGUGGAGGAGGUGUAUAGCUACUGCAAGUCUGGAGAAGCUGGGCGUCUUUGGACCUCGUGGCAUGCACAGCGAGAUGAAAAUUGUGUGCUAGUUGCAGGAAGUAAUGGAGAUGUAGUUCAUUGUGAUUUGCGUGAUGUACCAGGAACUUCGGAGAGUAUUUAUGUCCAUGAUAAGUCAGUAAAAGUUGUUACUGUCCACCCAACUCAGAAUCACUACUUUGCCACAUCUUCACUAGGGUUUGUAAGGUUGUGGGAUUUGAGAAAACAAAAGAAAAACCAACCCAUUUCUGAAGUGAUACAUGGAAAAGUGGUUUCAGGCUUGGAGUUCUCACCUGUCACGGGAACACGCUUGGUAUCAACUAGUGGAGACAAUAAUUUACGAGUAAUUUCGUGUGACUUAACGAAUCUAAGUGUCGCAAAGAAGUUUCAUCAUGAUAACUACACUGGACGAUGGUUGACAACUUUCCGGGCUAGAUUUUUCCCAGGCCGUGAAGAUUUGAUCAUUGUUGGCUCCUUAAAACAACCUCGAAGGAUUGAAGUGUUUGAUGUAGAAGGAAGACUGCAGCAUGAAUUAAUGGGAGAACACUUUGGUUCUGUAGCUAGCAUAACUGCUGUGCAUCCAACACUGCCCAUAAUUGCGGGAGCAAAUUCUUCAGGGAAGGCUUUUGUCUUCAAGUCAGAUGUAUAACUAGAAAGCGAUUGUAAUUAUUUAAUCUCUGACCAUUACAAGCCUACUUUUCAGACCGAGUUAAAUGCUUGUGUUUGGUUGUCUUUACUGAAUAUGUUAUAUUUGUUGCUGGUUAUAUAUCCAGACUGCAUCAGUAUUAUAUAUUUUACAACUAAGUUUUAAGUAUUUUUUUUAUAACAGAUGAGAGCAUAUCUGUCAAUUGUUUUCAUGUAUAUUUUAACAGCUGUGAGGUGAAAGACUGUCAGCUGGCAAAGUGUCAUAUUGCCUCUAUCUUUCUAGCUAUACCAAAUUCAUGGUUUAAAAAAAAAAAAAUCAUCCUGGGAGCUAUAUUUUAGCUAAAGUAGUUUCAUAUUUGUUUGGCUUAAAUCUUAGGGAUUUUUGCUUAUCAUUAUAAAAAAUUAGGGAACGUUCAUUCUCGACACACAUUCCAAAUAUAAAUGGGUUAUGUUAUUUGCUACAGGAAGGUGGCAAUUGGUUUUGGCAGCUUUUGUUGUUUUAUGUUGCUGUCUGGUAGAAUACUAGUUAUGAUUGUGUUUAAUACUUGUGAAUCCUUUACUUGCCAUGAAUAGUUAAGAUGGUCCCAGUAAAACAUAAUGCUGUAUAUAAUAAGGUUUUUUUAAUUUGUAGUCUUUUUGAAUGUAUAUAUGGAUAUAAUUCAAGUAAAUGAUUUGAUGUUAAAUGUACAGUGCACUGACAUAAUUGAAGCACAGAACAUUUUAAUCUAGGUAGCUUAACCUUUUGAGAUUCCUGGGGUUGAAGGAUUCCUAGACUUGUUUUCCUUAAAACAUGCUUCUGCCUUACUAAUUAUGAGUACAGAGAUAAUUUUCUCAUAGUGCUUAUUGUGCAUUUAUUUUUUGCAACAGGAUGUUGGUUUUGGUCUAAUUUCAAAGAUGAAUAAUUGUACUUGAUUGUAGUACAUAUUUAAAAAUGUCAUAAAAGAAAUUAAGUAAUUGGAAGUUGAAAGAACACUAGGUCUACCCAAUAGUAACCAAAGUAGGGCCAUCACUUUAUCAUUAAAAAUUACCAAUAAUAAAAAAAAAAAUCAUGAAUUGAUACAGAACAGAUGAGAAUGCACUCACUCAUAUUUAUACUCUACUGAAUUCUAACUAUAUAUAAACAAUGUAGAUGAUGUAUUUAAAAACAUAUUGACUUGCAUAUGUAUAAACAUUGAAAGUGAAUGUAGGAUGCAUAAUAAUCUUUACCAAAAAAAUGAUUUGUAGUGUUUGUAUGAAAAGCUGUAGAGAACUUUCCUGUAAUGUAAUUAUUCAUUAAGAGUUGCAGCAAAUGUUCUGUCCAUUUACAAGGUAAUUUGUAGAUUGCAAUUUUUUUUUACUCAUAGCUUACUGCUUUGACAUCACAGUUUUAAUGAGUAAAUGUAAAUGAGGAUUAUAGUUGCAUAAUAUUUAUAAUGAAUAGGAAUGCAACCAAAAGAUGACUAAUUUGCUAAGCAUAGUCAGAGCCUGAGGAGAAGGCCAUGACACUCCCCUCCCCCUUGGGAUUUAUCUGGCGUGGGUAGAUAUAGUAUUCUUUGUUCCUUCAUGUGAUAUUCUUUAUACCUUCAUAUAAUACAAGCAAUUCAUGGAAGGUAGCCACGAACAUAAAUACAGUAUCUGCUUUUUAUAUAAGUUAAAAAAAAAAAUGUUUAGAUUCUUGAUACUCAGAGAACAUGGAAAAUUUGCAUUCAUUUGAUAUGUUUUACUGUUUUUAUGCUAAUAAUUAGUAUGUGUUAUCAUGAAAGGAAAUACUGUACAUAUACAGUUCUGAAAAAUAUGUAGUUUUUUAUCUUGUUUAUAACUAGUUUAUUGGUGAUUUUCUUUAAACAGCCAGGACUUUCUUAAGAGGUCAGGUUAAAUCAUCCAGCUUUGCAGAUGGCAUCCAAAUACCAUACUACCCACCGUCAUAAUGUUUAUGGUCAGUUUAUCUGAAGUGUUUGCGGAUGAUUUAAUGCCAUCAGAAUCUCAAGAGAGAAAAUUUGUUUUUGGCUUUGAAUGCCAUUGGAAUCUUAAAAGGGUAAGAUUUGAAGAGCAUCUUACUCUUUUUCAUGAGCUUUUGAAAAAGAAUAUGAAUUUUGUUUUGAACAAAUCUUAAGAAUAUCAAUAUGGGUUAGAUGUAAAUUAGACUUAAGUGUUAUGUUUCAGUAUAUAAGUGAAAUGACUUUAGAGUUUUUAGUAGUCAUUAUGGACAUAAUUCGAAAUGCUACCUAAAUAUUUUUAUACAAGUGUGUUCAGCGUGGUAAUGUUUGUGUUGAAACAAAUUACGGUAUUAGUAUUGUAUCGUGCAUGAAAGAAAAAAAAGACUAGGUUAAGGUAUAUCCAAUUGUUACAGUAUUUCCUCUCUCACUAUUUUAUAGCCAUUUCUGUGUUUUGUGUAAAGUAGCCAAACUUUUUAUAGUCAAAAAAAAAGUAAAGAAGGUAUUACGUAAAAUAUUUUGAGAAAUUGACAAAUCUGCUGAUUCUCACUGAUGUCACUGAAACUAUGAAGAUUAUAACUUGUCUGUGAGAACAUGUUUCUCCAUUAUGUUAAGCUGUAUACCUAGGUACUGUAAUGUAGCCUAAUUUCACAAUUGAUAAAAUUUUGGAAUUAUAACCAUCUCUGGAGUAUAUAAAUGUAGUGCUGUUCUGUAGAAAUUUACUGUCAAAUAUUUGAAAUGGAUUCUAACUACAAGGAAAUUUUAUAAUAUUUCUGUUAACCUUUUUGUAAAAAAUACUUAGAGUAAAAUGUUUAUUUUUAAAA
Macrobrachium nipponense is the source of this 4668-nucleotide messenger RNA. RefSeq names its product WD repeat-containing protein 76-like. The record is from RefSeq and is a predicted model, not a curated record. The transcript is spliced from 14 exons. Lineage: Eukaryota; Metazoa; Arthropoda; Malacostraca; Decapoda; Palaemonidae. Gene Ontology annotation, molecular function: DNA binding; protein binding. Gene Ontology annotation, biological process: regulation of DNA damage checkpoint. The coding region runs from base 262 to 1935 and encodes 557 amino acids. Gene Ontology annotation, cellular component: nucleus.